Molecule: messenger RNA, 1154 nt
Organism: Osmia lignaria (orchard mason bee)
Lineage: Eukaryota; Metazoa; Arthropoda; Insecta; Hymenoptera; Megachilidae
Source: RefSeq, a predicted model, not a curated record
CAAGUCAUCUAAGUCUUGUGUAUAUAUUUCAGAAAGUAACAACCGGAUUAGCUCUAAACGUGUGAUAAAACACAAGUUACAAUGGCUGCACCAACACUUACUUUAAGUAAUGGACAAAAGGUUCCAGUGUUAGGACUUGGUACUUGGCAAGCCGGAGACGAUCCGAGCGUUGUUGAGCAAGCUGUGCGAGAUGCCGUCGACGCUGGAUACAGACAUUUCGAUUGCGCUUACAUCUACGGUAACGAGAAAGAAAUCGGUAAAGCAUUGCGAGAAAAAAUCAAUGAAGGAGUUGUGAAAAGAGAAGACUUAUUCAUUACAACAAAGCUAUGGAAUACAUCCCACAAAAGGGAACAGGUGGUACCAACAUGUAAGAGAUCAGUCCAAAAUUUCGGAUUGGGUUACGUGGACCUUUAUCUUAUUCACUGGCCCGUAUCUUAUGACGAAAAUGCCAAAGGUCUGUGGCCAGUGGAUGAGAAUGGUAAGCCCUUGUCUGGGGACGCUGAUUACGUGGACACGUGGCGUGGUAUGGAAGAAUGCGUGAAAUUAGGAUUAGCAAAAAAUAUAGGGCUUAGCAAUUUCAACUCGAAACAGAUUGAACGUGUGUUAUCGGUCGCCGAGAUUAAACCUGUUAUGAAUCAAGUGGAAUGUCACCCGAACUUGAAUCAAAAGAAGUUACGAGAAUUCUGUGCGAAACGUGGUAUAACUAUUACCGCUUAUAGCCCUUUUGGUUCGCCUAAACGAACUUGGAUCAAACCUGGCGAUCCACAAGUUACCAUCGAAGCGCCGGAAAUUGUUACGAUCGCUAAGAAAUAUGGAAAAACCCCUGCACAAGUUGUCCUGCGAUACUUGACACAAAUUGGUACUAUUCCCAUACCGAAAUCAAGCUCCAAAGAUCGCAUAAAACAGAAUAUUAACAUUUUUGAUUUUAACCUAACUCCGCAAGAAGUUGCAGCAAUAGAUAAACUCGAUCGCGGAGUUCGUAUAUGUCCAGCUGCAGAGUUCAAGGAACACAAGGAUUAUCCUUUUAACAUAGAAUUCUAAUAAAGUUCUUCGAAAUAAUUGUAAUGUAUUCCUGUGUUUGUUUGUAUUCAUAUUUUAUACAAUCUUCACCCGGAUAUGUAAUUCCUGAUACCAAUAAACUUCCGUUUUAGAAA